Phodopus roborovskii (desert hamster) is the source of this 2616-nucleotide messenger RNA. It is a transcript of the gene Parp3, whose product is annotated as poly(ADP-ribose) polymerase family member 3. The transcript is spliced from 11 exons. Gene Ontology annotation, molecular function: NAD+ poly-ADP-ribosyltransferase activity. The record is from RefSeq and is a predicted model, not a curated record. Gene Ontology annotation, cellular component: site of double-strand break. The coding region runs from base 323 to 1906 and encodes 527 amino acids. Lineage: Eukaryota; Metazoa; Chordata; Mammalia; Rodentia; Cricetidae.
UGUCAGGCCCUGCGGUUUUGAAAUGUGUCUAGAUUAGUGUCCCCUCAUCUGUGGGACUGGCCACCAACCUCGGCCUGUCCGUUCUCUGACUCACCCCACUAUAAGCCAAAUAACUGGAAUUGUACACCACCCCUUACGAUCUUUCCCCUGCUCUGGUGGUUGCUGGGAAAUCCCUACCGUAAUAAGACAAGCAGAAGGCUCCCAGAGGGUCACCAGGCAGGAGCCCAGACUUGGAACUUGCUUCUUGGAGGCGCAGUCAGCAUUCCUGAUACCAGUGUAGGACAGCCACCUCUUCCAGGGUCCUGUUUGUUUGGGGAUAGCCAUGGCUCCAAAACGCAAGUCUUCAGUGCAAACUGAGGGCUCCAAGAAGAGUCGGGAGGGGACAGGAGAGGAGAACAGUUUCCGAUCCACCGCCGAGGCUCUCAGAGCAGCCCCUGCAGGUCAGCGCAUCAUCCGUGUGGACCCCGUAUGUCCACUCAGCCGCAACCCCAGAACUCAGGUCCACGAGGACUAUGACUGUACCUUGAACCAGACCAACAUCGGCAACAACAAUAAUAAGUUCUACAUCAUCCAGCUGCUGGAGGAGGACGGCCACUUCUUCUGCUGGAAUCGCUGGGGCCGGGUGGGAGAGGAGGGCCAGGCCAAGAUGAAUCCCUUCACCUGCCUGGAAGAAGCAAAGAAGGACUUUGAGAAGAAAUUUCGGGAGAAGACGAAAAACAAAUGGGAGGAGCGGGGCCACUUUGUGGCUCAUCCCAACAAGUACACGCUGAUCGAAGUGCAGGGAGAAGCUGAGACCCAAGAGGCCGCAGUGAAGGUGGACGGAGGCCCAGUGAGGACUGUGGUUAAGCCCUGCUCGCUAGACCCUGCCACUCAGAAGCUCAUCACCAACAUCUUCAGCAAAGAGAUGUUCAAGAACGCGAUGACCCUCAUGAACCUGGAUGUGAAGAAGAUGCCCUUGGGAAAGCUGAGCAAGCAGCAGAUUGCACGGGGCUUUGAUGCCUUGGAAGCUCUAGAGGAGGCCAUAAAACACCCCACAGGUGGUGGCCAGAGCCUAGAGGAGCUGUCCUCCAGCUUCUACACCAUCAUCCCACACAGCUUCGGCCGCAGCCGGCCCCCGCCCAUCAACUCCCCUGAGAUUCUUCAGGCCAAGAAGGACAUGCUGCUGGUGUUAGCAGACAUCGAGCUGGCCCAGACCUUGCAGGCAGCCCCUGGGAAGGAGGAGAAAUUGGAAGAAGUGCCACACCCACUGGACCGAGACUACCAGCUCCUCAGGUGCCAGCUUCAACUGCUGGACAGUGAGGGGCCCGAGUACAAGGCAAUUCAGACCUACCUGGAACAGACUAGCAACAACUACAGAUGCCCUGCUCUACAACACGUUUGGAAAGUGAACAGAGAAGGGGAGAAAGACAGGUUCCAGGCCCACUCCAAACUGAGCAACCGGAGGCUGCUGUGGCAUGGCACCAAUGUGGCCGUGGUGGCUGCUAUCCUCACCAGUGGGCUCCGAAUCAUGCCGCACUCUGGUGGCCGUGUUGGCAAGGGUAUCUAUUUUGCCUCAGAGAACAGCAAGUCAGCUGGCUAUGUUACUGCCAUGCGUUGUGGGGAGCACCAGGUAGGCUACAUGUUCCUGGGCGAGGUGGCCCUGGGCAAAGAGCACCACAUCACCAUCGAUGACCCCAGCUUGAAGAGUCCACCCCCUGGUUUUGAUAGUGUCAUCGCCCGAGGUCAAACAGAACCUGAUCCCACCCACGACAUUACACUAGAACUGGAUGGGCAGCAGGUAGUGGUGCCUCAAGGCCGACCUGUGCCAUGCCCAUCGUUCAAAAGUUCCUGCUUCAGCCAGAGUGAGUACCUCAUAUACAAGGAGAGCCAGUGCCACCUGCGCUACCUGCUGGAGAUUCACCUCUGAACUGCUUGCCCUCCCCAAGGUCCUGCUAGCCGGGGCCAUGGUCUUAAUCUUCAUGCUCCUCUCUCUGGCUUCCAUACUUCCAUUGGCUUCUCAAGAAUAUAAUGCAUGCCAGGCACACUGGCACACACCUAUAGCCUUAUCUACUCAGGAGCCAGAGCCAAGAAAAGCACUACCCUGGGACUUGGAGACCAGCUUGCGUUACAUAGUAAGACAAGUAUAAAGAAGUGACAAUCUGAGGCAAAGCCAAUUAACAAUGUCCCGAAGCAGGCAAUGGUGAUUCAUGCCUGCAAUCCCAGUACUUGGGAGGCUGAGGCAGGGGAAUCACUGUAGAUCCAAGAUCAGCCUGGGCUAAACAGUGAAUUCCAGGCUAGCCUGAGCUACAGAGUGUGACCCUGCCUCAAAAAUACGAAAGGCAAUGUUCUGGUCAGUGAUGGGCUGCACAUACUAAGAUUGGAUAACCUAAUGACGCUGUUGUCAUCUCAGUCUGUGUAAACAGGCUACACACAACAACAAAAUCACCUAGUGGCACAUUUGCAUCACCGGGAUGAAAUAAAGAUGACUGUGCACCGUCAUUAUCUAUAGUCACUAUGCUGUGUAAUAGAUUCUUGAGCCCAUCUCUCCUGUCUGACUGAAUUCUGUAUACACUUCUUUCUAAGCCCCUUUGUUCUUUACAAGUUCAAUUUUUAUACAAUUUAUUUAUUUUUAUUUUA